Molecule: messenger RNA, 2834 nt
Organism: Cynoglossus semilaevis (tongue sole)
Lineage: Eukaryota; Metazoa; Chordata; Actinopteri; Pleuronectiformes; Cynoglossidae
Gene: sgca
Product: sarcoglycan, alpha
Exons: 12
Coding region: 320-1519 (399 amino acids)
Cellular component (GO): membrane; sarcoglycan complex
Molecular function (GO): calcium ion binding
Source: RefSeq, a predicted model, not a curated record
CUCCACCCUCUUCUCCAGCUCGUACUCAGCAGAUGCAGCCAUUGGAUCCACAUCUUCAUUGCGUCGGUCAUAGUCCUCAUUGCAGUAUGUGGCGAACACCUGCAGGAGGAAGCAGAAACACCAGAUACACAAGUGCAACGACAGACUGUAACUGCAUCAUCUGUUCCUGACGAGACAAUGGCAGCUCCACAUUCACAGACUCACAGACACCCCUGCCGGAUGUUGUUAGGUGUGGGUAGUAAAAAUAGCUCUGAUGUAGCCGUGCUGCUCUGACCACGGCCCCGUCCGCUUGGCUCUGUCAAUCAAAGGCCAAAACAAGAUGGCAGGCAGCAGGAGCUGGGGCUUCUUUUUAACAGUUUGUGCCGUCAGUUUGUAUGGAGCCAGUGCAGAGAUCAAGUUUACCAUUCCUGUUGGGAAGUUAUUUACAUACGAGCUGAUGAGAGAGACUUUCCAGAAUGACUUUGAACCUUUGUCCAAACUUUACGCUGGACGCCUGUACGAUGACCCCAUGAUGUUUAAGUGCAACAGGCAGAAUUACCCAGACCUCCCAGAGUGGCUGCGUUUCACCCAAAGGCACUCUUAUGACAAUGGCUUCCUGUAUGGCACACCAACAUCACCAGGCAAAAGUAUUAUUGAGGUCUAUGCUGUCAACAAGCGCAGCUAUGACACAACCAGACAGAUACUGGUGAUUAAAAUUGUCCCAGAAAAGGUUUUGCCAUACCAAGCUGAAUUCUUCAUCAAACUGAGGGAGAUUGAGAAGGUGCUGCCCUCUUCUGUCCAGGAUGAGAUAAAGCAGGAUUUACAGAAGCUGUGGGAUACAGAGCCCUUGGAAAUUAUCAAUAUCACAAACGCCCUGGACCGUGGCGGCCGAGUCCCCCUGCCUCUAGCAGGACACUUUGAAGGUGUCUAUGUGAAGGUGGGUUCUGAGCAGUAUUUCUCCGAGUGUCUACAGAAGGUGCUGACACCGGAGCACCAGAGGCAGUGCAGCACUGGGGCCAAAGUCAGGAUCCCUGGAGGCUGUAACUUCUGCAGCAUUCCCAGUAACUGCAUCACAUGGUGUAAAAUAGAACUGUUCGACCUGACUCAGCAGACGCCGACUCCACCUCCUCCCACAGUGGGGUCAGGUAUUAUGGAGGCGGGAGGCGACUUCUACCCUCCUGAGUCUCCCCCCAGCAGAGAUUAUUUCCCAGACUACCUAGUGACAGUGAUUGUGCCUCUGAUCAUCGCCAUCCUUCUGUGUCUACUGCUGGCCUACAUCAUGUACGGCCGACGAGAAGGAGUUGCAAAAAGGAACGCAAGGACCAACCAAAUUCAGCUCUAUCACCACCACACCAUUCAUGGUAAUAGUGAUGAGCUGAGACAGAUGUCUGGACACCGCGGUGUUCCUCCGCCUCUGUCCACUCUGCCCAUGUUCAACAGUCGGACUGGGGAGACACCCCAGCCCCUGCAGUCUGACAGCCCCACUGUCCCCCUCAUCAUGGCCCAGCAUGACCCCUACAGUGACACUCUGCCCAGGUAAACUCCUAACAAAUGACACCCUCCUUUGGCAGUGCCAUCACCCCAAACUACAAUGUUUCUUUGAAUGGGUGACGAAUGAAUGGUGGAUUUGAAUAGGAUUUGAGUUGUUCUCUCUGCUGUUUCUUUUUGCAGAAAAUAGACAGAAAAGUUUGUCAGUCACACAGUGGUUUGCCUCUUCAUUCUAUUUAUUUUACAGUUGCAGUGAAAAGACGUGUGUUUUAUUUUCUCUUUUGGGUUCAGCUUGAAUAUACAAAGUGAGGGUAUUCCCUCUCAUGUGUUGGUGACUUCUUGUAUUCCCCAAUUUUCACAAACAAUAAAAUAGCAACAAAAAUCUCAUUUAUAACUUUUUGGGUGUGUAUUUUAAGUUUGCUUGAGAGGUUCUCAAAGUAGGUAGGGAUGUCUGUCAAAGUUCAACAUAGUAAAAUAUGCAGUGUGUAUAAACAAAGCAAUCAAUGUUUUGAAUUAUUCUACAUUCCUGGUACUUUAGACAAAUGUAAUACUGAUUUCAAACCUUCAGGGAGUUUUCCAAUGGUGCGUGUCUGUUCCUCUAGUCCAGCGUUGAACUUCAACUUUAGCUGCUGUUUUAUCAAGAAUCAUCCAGGAGGUGUCACUGGUGUUCAUCUUUAUUGACGCGCUCAGGGUCGUUUUGACUGAACAGUCAUCUCCCCUCCUCCCCUCUCAAUUUAAUUUUCUAUUUUUAAGAUUAUGAAAAAAGAAAGUGAGAUAACAGACUUUUUUAAAAUUAUAGUCUGUGAUUUAGCAGCUGAUGCAAAUUUGACCUGAUGUACAGUAUAUAAAUUAGGUAGGUCAGGUCAGGUUGGGGAUUCGAAUAAGGGCCUUGUUUUCACUGCUGCAUAAUGGCAACAUAUUGAAUGCAACUGCUGUGGAACAGUUGAUUACUGAAACAAUUCACCACUAGAAUAGGUGUAGCCUCCUGACGUCCUGAAAGUCUCUGUAAUUACUGUAGCUGCCUUACAUUGGUGUGCCGAGCCUAUUGUCCCAGCACCUGACUUCAGUUUCACAACAGUUGCAAGACAGUGAAAACUCUGCCACUGAGUAGACCACUUCACAUGCUUUAUUUCAGCACCCAAAAUAAUUAAAAACAUCUUGAUUUAUUAUACAUGUACAAAAUAAGUACAGAAUCUCUCUUUGAAAACCAUGAAAGUGGGUCUGCUUCAAAUUAUUUUUUAAGAAACCCUUCGCGAAAAAGACAUCAACAAACAACAUGAACAACAGGUUGGGAGAUGUGUGCUGUUAUUUUUUUUUGUUUUGCUUUUAGUGAAGAGAAACUUUCUACAGGGGCAAACAGACAGAAA